Sorex fumeus (smoky shrew) is the source of this 2589-nucleotide messenger RNA. RefSeq names its product haloacid dehalogenase like hydrolase domain containing 3 (gene HDHD3). The record is from RefSeq and is a predicted model, not a curated record. NCBI's taxonomy places the organism in Eukaryota, Metazoa, Chordata, Mammalia, Eulipotyphla, Soricidae. Bases 281 to 1036 code for a protein of 251 amino acids. The transcript is spliced from 2 exons.
AACUGGCUCUCCGGGCCCGGGGACGCGGCGCGGGUCUCGGCGGCGGCUGAGCGUCCGCGCGCCUUCUGGAGCCGGCCUGUCGCUGCGGCGGCUUCCUGCGCGAUCGUGAGCGGCCGCCCUCCCCAGCAGGCUCUCAGACCGUGCAGAGAUUUCCCCGCGGCGGGCAUAGUGGACCCAUAAGGCCAGCAAGGGGAGGCGUUCCCACCGGGGCUCUUGCCUUGCUCGCCUUCUCCCGAGGUGGUCGUGGGGCAGACGUGACCUCCAAGCCCUGCAGACCUCCAUGGCGCACAGGCUCCGGAUCCAACUGCUGACCUGGGAUGUGAAGGACACGCUGCUCAGGCUCCGCCGGCCGGUGGGGGAGGAGUAUGCCAGCAUGGCCCGGAGCCACGGGCUGGAAGUGGAGGCCACAGCCCUGGGCCCCGCCUUCCGGCAGGCUUACAAGGCUCAGAGCCUCCGCUUCCCCAACUACGGCCUGAGCCAGGGCCUCAGCUCCCGCCGCUGGUGGCUGGAUGUGGUCCUGCAGACCUUCCACCUGGCAGGGGUCAGGGAUGCCCAGGUGGUGACCCCCAUCGCGGAGCAGCUGUACACGGACUUCAGCACCCCUGGCACCUGGCAGUUGUUGGAGGGUGCCGAGGCCACGCUGAAGGGGUGCCGCGAGCGGGGGAUGAGGCUGGGGGUGAUCUCCAACUUUGACCGGCGACUCGAGGACAUCCUGGUGGGGCUGGGCCUGCAGGAACACUUCGAUUUUGUGCUGACCUCCGAGGCUGCCGGCUGUCCAAAGCCGGACCCCCGCAUUUUCCAUGAGGCCUUGCGGCUGGCUCAGGUGGACGCAGCCGUGGCAGCUCAUAUUGGGGACAAUUACCGCUGUGAUUACCAGGGCCCACGGGCAGUCGGCAUGCAUAGCUUCCUCGUGGUUGGCUCUGGGCCCGUGGACCCCCUGGUCAAGGCUUCUGUGCCCCAAGAACACACCCUGCCUUCCUUACCCCUCCUCUUGCCUGCCCUUGACCACCUGGAGGCCUCCCUCCCCAGGAUUUGAGACCUGGGAGGGAAGCAGCUGCACCCAACAGACGUGGAAGACAAGGGCCCCCUUAUUUGCUGAUUGUGGCCUCUGCCCUUCUUCCUAGCAGUCUCUGCGGCGUCUUCUGAAUAUAAAGCAGUGAGUGUGGGGCCUGCCACCCUGCCCCCGCAAAUCAGCCCCUGGACUCUGAGAUGUUCAUGCCUUCCACCUGGGCUCCACCCGGGCUGCCCCUCACCCACAAGAUGCAGCCGGGGCUCAGCUAGCGUCCCGAGUGGGCACUUUCAAAGUUUGUUUUAGCUGCGGGAGCGGAAGCACAUAAGUAAACCUUCACACGCAGCAGAGGGAAAACACGAGCUUCAAGCCCUGGAGCCUGGAAAGUCAGGGUGCAGCGCUGAGCUGGAGAGGGUCUGCGAGGCCCACAAAGGCAGGAGAAAUUGAACCUGGCCUGUCUGUUAGGGACUGUGCUGGAAAGCCUUAAAAGUGGGGGGUAGGAGGUGUGAGGAGAGAUCGUUUAGGGCUAGGCAGGUGCACCACUGACCCCUGAGCCAGGGGUAACCCCCCCCGGCAUGGAGCCCAAAGUAGCCCCCAAAUAAAGAAAUUAGGGGGUAAGUAGCCUUCCCAAGGCCCCAGUUCAUCCUGAGAGAACUAGGGUCCAACUGAGACCCUCUUCAUCUAAAGCCCUUUGACCACCCCUGGGAUGGCCAGCACCGAGUCUCCUGGUCAUCGCUGGGAGCCCACCCAGGGCUGGGCAGAACAGGAAGGUGUGCUUACAGGCACUCUCGGGUAGCAUGGGCUAGGAGAGUCCAGGGAACGGAGAUCAGGGUGGCAGAGGGGCUGCGGGAGGAGUCACCGGAAAUGGAGGAGGUUGAGCUUUUAAAUUCCACCUUCUUGGCCUGCCGGAGAUAAUACUGGACUUACUCACUGUAUGGCCAAUGUGGUUGGGUCCCUGACCACCUGGAUCCGAAGUCUUCCGGGCACCACCAAGAGUGGCUCCCAAGCGGAACUAGGAGCAGCCCCCCGCCCCCCAAACACUGUUGGGUAUUUGCCUGGUGCUGGGCAAGGGACAGGGCAGGUGAGAAAACAGAUGGGCACAUCCGGUUUACAAUACGGUACCAGCGUGUCGGGUAGACCCUGGAGCUGGCAUUUAGUUGGGCAGAUAAGGGGAAGAAGACUCACUAGACAAAAGGCAACCAGGAAGUGUGGCAUCAGGCCCCGGGGUGCCAAUAGAACACUGGGCUCUAGCUUUGGUGUGUGGUCAAAGGCUACAUCCAGGUAAAGGCUGAGAAGCUCCUUUCUGACUCAGCCAAGCCUCUUUUGGGCAUGCCUACCUCGUGCUUGAUGCCAAGGCCAGGUGAAGACGUGAGUUCCAUGGAUGUGGGUCAUGAGCCAUGGGCAUGGGCUUGGCUUAAGGACCUUGGAAAUCAACUCAACCCCAAUCACUUGCCAGUGGUCUCCAUGCUGGAUUCAUCCUUCCUGGUGUUUCAAGUACUGGGCAAACUUCAGAGUGGGCAGAGGUCGGGACGGAACUCAGCAGUGGGCACUUGUCUCAACUGUGUGAGGCCCUGGGUUCG